Gordionus sp. m RMFG-2023 is the source of this 2787-nucleotide messenger RNA. Its product is annotated as CCR4-NOT transcription complex subunit 3-like. Gene Ontology annotation, biological process: regulation of DNA-templated transcription; nuclear-transcribed mRNA poly(A) tail shortening. The transcript is spliced from 17 exons. The record is from RefSeq and is a predicted model, not a curated record. NCBI's taxonomy places the organism in Eukaryota, Metazoa, Nematomorpha, Gordioida, Chordodea, Parachordodidae. The coding region runs from base 101 to 2725 and encodes 874 amino acids. Gene Ontology annotation, cellular component: nucleus; P-body; CCR4-NOT core complex.
GAUGGCACAAAAAUCCCAUACAUUCAAUAUUUGAAUUAAUAUUUUUGUUAGCCUUAUUUUUAGAUUGUAAUGUUCUCAUACUAUAUUUCAAGUACGUAUAAUGGCAGAUAGAAGGAAAUUACAAAGUGAAAUUGAUAGGUGCCUAAAGAAGGUUACAGAAGGCGUUGAAAUAUUUGAAGAUAUCUGGCAAAAAGUUCACACAGCCACAAAUGCAAACCAAAAAGAUAAAUAUGAAACCGAUCUCAAGAAAGAGAUAAAGAAGCUUCAGAGACUGAGGGAUCAGAUCAAGACCUGGACGGCCAGCUCUGAUAUCAAGGAUAAGAGACAGUUGCAGGAGAACCGAAGGAUUAUCGAAACGCAGAUGGAACGUUUCAAAGUAAUAGAAAGAGAAACCAAGACUAAGGCCUACAGCAAGGAAGCACUAUCAGGUGGCACUACUGGUGUUGGGAUUCAUCCUGGUACAGGACAUCCCAGGGAAGCAGGCAAAGGACGAUCAAAUCGUAAAUCUGGCCGAAAAUUAGCGAAGAAGAACUUGACCGGAGAUGGGAAAAAUGAAGUCAACGAGAUGAAGGCCUGGAUAACGUCAUUAAUAGAGAAGCUCAGAAAUCAGACCAGUGCAUUCGAAGAAGAAAUCGAGGCUGCCGUUCAAAAUUCUAAGAAGAAAAAAUUAGAAAAAGAAAAACAGGACAGGGUGGAUCAGCUGAGGAAAUUGGUGGAGAAGCACAAGUACCAUGCCAAAAAUUUAGAUAUCGUUUUCAGGAUGUUGGAUAGCUCUCUCGUCGAUUGCGAAAGUAUUAAAAACAUAAAAGACGAUCUGGAGUUUUAUAUAGAAUCUUGCCAAGAUCCCGAUUUCAAGGAGAACGAAUACAUCUACGAAGAUUUCAACCUCGAUGAAACAAAUGAAGAUGACUCCUACACCCCUUCGACCAAUAGCCCCGCAUCGCCUGCGCCCUCUAGCCCACACACCCCUUUUGGCUCGCAUCACCUUUCAAGGAAUUUGUUCGAAGAUGAUUUGAAUAGUGGCAGCCUGAACAACACCGUAAAAGAUAUGGAAGACACCAUGGGCGAAAGUUUCUUGGAAAAUUCCGCCGAAGAUAGGGAUUUGAAUGCAUUGGACAAGUCUCUUUAUUCGCAAGAUAGCCCAAAUAGCAUCGGUCAAAAGCUGGAAUCCACUUUUGAAUCGGACCACAAGAACGCGAAGGAGGUCGAUAAGGAAUCAGUGACUGGCACGGAAAUCCAUCUUGACCGUUCCUCCUUUAUUCCACUCGAAUCCGCUAGGAACACGAAAACAUCCGAACUUUUUCAACGCCAGCAGCUUGAAAAAGAAGUGGAUGAAAGUUUUCGGGUAACGGAUUCCCUAAAAUAUAUAGCAUCUCAGGCGAUUUUCAAGGACUCUGUCGAACCUCAACUUAACCAAAGGGCACCCGAACCUAAUCCUACCAACAAAACGCAAAACUUGUCCCGCAUAUCCAUCCUCCAAAAAUUACUGCUCAAACCCCAAAUACCCCAACAACUGCCCAAUCUUCAACCUUCCAUCAACCUUGGUCACAAUCCUUCGCACCCUGACAUUAACAGCCUUAACUCUCUUCCCACCCAACCUCCUUACCUCUCUGACAGCAACUAUCAAACAAACGCUAGUUCUCUUUCUUUCUCCACUUCCUCUUCCUUGCUGCAGGCUGCUAUGCGGGAUUUUAACCUUUCUAAUACCACCACUAUCGCCGCCACGACUAAUAUAAAUAAUAACAACAAUAGCGAUAGCGAUAGGUUUAUAGCUAUGGGACAUACUCAUACCGAUAACAAAAAAUUUAUAGAGGACGUCCUAUCUCGCAUGAUAGUCGCCAACAAUACGAAUUACGAGUCCCGCGACGUUACCCGCCAUUUUUCCUCUUCGAAUCUCCACGAUCUCAACCCUCCCGAUAAUAGCUCUAGCUAUUAUGAUAACCAAAAUGCCGAUUCGGAAGCCCUCGAUAAUUUUGCUCGACAAAAUUUGGAUGGCAUCAACAAAUUUUCUCGCCGUUACAAGGACCAAAAUCUUAACAUCCGCAAUAAUCAACGGCAAAAUACUGGGGCCCAAGAAGCGGAGGUUAUGGUGCCAGCUUUGUUUGGCGCCUGCCCACUUGGCCCUAUCAUGCCCUUGAGCAAUCGUGAUGCGUGGAGACUUCGAAUGAUCGAUGGGUCAUUUUUGGCCGAUCGUCGACUUCCCAUAAAAUGCACCGAUUUUAAUAGCCCUGAUAUAUCCUCCGGCGAUGCCGGAAACGAAAUCUUGGGACCCGAGGGGGGAUGGGAGGAGCUAUAUUGCGGUGGAAUUAACAAAAAGAGUGAACGACUGGUGACGUUAUGUUAUGAUAGAAAUAAAUGCCAUCUGAAUCGCAUUCAAUACCCCACACCGACAUACUACAAUAAUUUCCUGCCAUCUUGCCCCAGCAAUUUAAUGGAAAGCUCGGAGUUUUACAACAAAUUAUCGACCGAAACCCUAUUCUUCAUCUUUUACUAUUUCGAAGGAUCAAAGUCUCAAUACAUGGCAGCCAAAACGCUUAAAAAGUUGUCUUGGAGGUUCCACACCAAAUAUUUAAUGUGGUUUCAAAGGCACGAAGAACCUAAGACUAUCACGGACGAAUAUGAACAAGGGACUUACAUAUAUUUCGAUUACGAAAAAUGGAGCCAAAGGAGAAAAGACGGGUUUACCUUCGAAUACAAAUUUUUAGAGGACAAAGACUUAAAUUAAAUUUUUGUAUUAAAAAAAAAUUAUAAUAUCGGACUUAGCUUAAAUUUGACCAAGAAAUCAAC